Molecule: messenger RNA, 1944 nt
Organism: Vitis vinifera (wine grape)
Lineage: Eukaryota; Viridiplantae; Streptophyta; Magnoliopsida; Vitales; Vitaceae
Product: peptide deformylase 1B, chloroplastic
Exons: 8
Coding region: 271-1098 (275 amino acids)
Biological process (GO): peptidyl-methionine modification
Cellular component (GO): chloroplast; mitochondrion
Molecular function (GO): peptide deformylase activity
Source: RefSeq, a predicted model, not a curated record
CGGAUAGAACUUGAGUUUUAUUUUUCAUUAAAAAAUUCGAUCAAAAAAAUUGUGAGAUUAGAGGUCAGCACGCUUACAAGCCAGUGGUUCAAAAAUUGGGACGAGCCAGGCUCAGGCCCAUUAGUACCUGACAGAACACACGUGACCCCAAUCUCUAUUUAAGCAAGAGCAUUCAAUCAUCUCUACCCCAAACGCUGCAUUUCCGUCGAUCUCCGGGUUGAAGAAUAUUUAGCAAACAGAGGUUUCAGAGCUCAACUCGAGACAGUGGCUAUGGCUUUUGCAUCUUGUCUCCAUUCAUCUUACUUGUCGAAUACCUUCCUUCCAAUCCUCCGUCACCGCUCAGCUCUUUCCACCUCCACUAGCCACCUCCAUCGGUUCUGCUCACCCAGCCGGUUCUUCUCUUCUGCAAACCGGUUCAGACUGCCAUUAAUGCAGGUUCAAGUGCAGGCCAAGAGAGGGUUCUCUUUCAAAGAAGAAGUAAUCGCUUCUCCUGCUGAUCUUUCCUUUGAAGCACCACUCAAAAUUGUGGAAUAUCCAGACCCUAUAUUGAGAGCCAAAAACAAGCUUAUCAGUACAUUUGAUGACAAUUUGAAGAAGUUGGUUGAUGAAAUGUUUGAUGUAAUGUACAAAACUGAUGGUAUUGGGCUCUCAGCACCCCAAGUAGGAAUCAAUGUUCAACUCAUGGUUUUUAAUCCGGUUGGUGAACGUGGUGAAGGAGAGGAAAUUGUUCUUGUAAACCCUCGAGUAAACAAAUAUUCAAAAAAAAUUGUUCUCUUUAAUGAAGGUUGCUUGUCCUUUCCGGGGAUCUAUGCUGAUGUAGAGAGACCAGAAUCUGUAAAGAUUGAUGCACGGGACAUCACUGGUGCAAGAUUUAUGAUUAACUUGUCAGGACUUCCUGCACGGGUGUUCCAGCAUGAGUUUGACCAUUUACAGGGUACUCUUUUCUUUGACAGAAUGACCGAAGAAGUUCUUGACAGCAUCCAUGCCAAUCUGCAGGACUUAGAACGGAAGUAUGAAGAUAGGACUGGAUUUCCAAGCCCUGAAAGGAUAGAAACCCGCAAAAGAAGGAAGGUGGCAGCUGGUUUUGGGAAAUCAUGAAUACACAAGCUUCUAAAUGUAUCAGGUUUUAUAUGAGUAUGCUGAGCAGAAGCACAAACUGGGACAAGAACAUUGGAAUGUUGUGGAUACAAUAGAUGAAUAGUAUUAUGUAUUAUUGGUAUUGGAUACCCGGGUAAUAGUUUUUUCUUGUUUAAUGCGAUGCAAUGUUUGUUAGCAAGACUGAAUCUCUUCAGUUAAUACCUCAAAAAGUUUCACACCCACAAUAGUGAAUCAACCUGCUUUGAGCUUGAAGCAGUGACUUCUGGAACUCAUUUGCCCUGGCUCUUUUGACCACAAGCAUUGUUGGUUACUAUAAUGCCCAUUCGAAGCCCAUAAUUGACUUUUGAAUCUUUCAAAAACAUCUGGAAAUGUGAAUGGUAUCCUUUUUGUUUUGGUAAUUUCUUAGAUUCUUCUUAUCUUCUUUGCUUCCUUGACCUAAGAAAUAAAUAAAAAGGAAGGGAAAAAAACAGACAAAGAAGAUAGAGAAGAAGCAUUUGAUGUGCUCCUGCUUUCUCUGGUGUACUCCAAUGUUGGUGAACUUGGGAGAAGAAAAGCAAUAGAUAUGUCCAACUUUUUCUGGUUUAUUCUUUUAGUAUUAGUGAUCCUUUUUCUUUUCUUUAUUACAGGUAUGGGAUUGAAGAUUUGUCUUAAUGAUUCAAGUAUUCAACAAUGAAGAAUUGGCAUAUAAAAUACAUUUCACAUUUUUAUUGACACAUUCUUAAUUACCUAUGCUUUUCCUUGGUAAUACUUAAUUGAUAGCUGCCUAUCGAUGAGAAUUUGAGGGUACUGUUUUGAUUUUAUUUUUGAACCAAUUAAAUAAAAUUUUCUUCCCAACAUUUUCCAUUA